Messenger RNA from Telopea speciosissima, 628 nucleotides. Its product is annotated as 50S ribosomal protein L18-like. The record is from RefSeq and is a predicted model, not a curated record. Bases 163 to 507 code for a protein of 114 amino acids. Gene Ontology annotation, cellular component: ribosome. NCBI's taxonomy places the organism in Eukaryota, Viridiplantae, Streptophyta, Magnoliopsida, Proteales, Proteaceae. The transcript has a single exon. Gene Ontology annotation, biological process: translation. Gene Ontology annotation, molecular function: 5S rRNA binding; structural constituent of ribosome.
UCCUAGAUUGGAUCAGCCUAUGUUCAGAUUUGAUCGACUGGGACCCCUUGUUCAAAAGGGAGGAUCAUCACUUGGAAUCUGUAUGGCUUUUCUAUUUUUCGGUUGGUGUGUUCAGGUGUUUCUAAUAAUUUCUUUGCCUAUUUUAUCAUUAGGGAAGCAAAAAUGGUUAUCCUUCCCCCCGUCAGGCCACCUCAGAUCACAAAGUUUCUCAAACCAUAUGUCUUGAAGAUGCACUUCACCAACAAGUUUGUGAGCGCCCAAGUAAUACACUCGCCUACAGCUACAGUGGCUUCGUCUGCAAGCUCACAGGAAAAGUCUUUGAGGUCAAGCAUGGAAAAUACUCGUGAUGUUGCAGCUGCAGCAAAGAUUGGGAAGCUCUUGGGGGAGCGCCUGCUGCUCAAGGGAAUACCUGCAAUUUCUGUUUUCUUGAAGAGAGAACAGAAAUAUCAUGGUAAAGUGAAGGCUGUGAUUGAUUCUGUUAGGGAGGCUGGUGUCAAGCUUAUUUGAACUCUCUGAACUUUACCCUCAUAUUGGUUGUGAACAUUCCUCGCUGUUGUUUGUGCGACAAAUUUUCCAACCAUUCUUCUUGGUUCACAAUUUUUGCCAGAUUUGGAAGUAGCUUGAUUUU